GCAGUUUCUCCCCGACAAGCAGCUGGUGAAGAAGAAAUUAUAACUCGAUCGGGAAAGGUUCCUUUAGUUUUUUUUUCUUUUCUCUCUCAAACGAUAUGGCACUUCGGUUCGAUAAGAAUAAGGUUCCACACAUUGAUUUGGGAAGUAAUCUUCAAAUUUCGUUGGAUUUUACGGAGUACAAUGAUAAGCAAUCACUUGAUAAAGCUUGGCAAGAGCUACAUGAAACUUCCGAAACGAUCGAGGUCCGCCUGAAGGAACUGAGGCAGCUGUUGAAAAAUGAAAAAGACCUCAACAUUCCUAUUGAUGAUGAUGCCUUUUUAAUAAGAUUUCUUCGACCUCGGAAAUUUCAUGCCGAAAGAGCAUUUGAAACGAUCAAAGGAUAUUACAAAAUGAAAGCCAAUAAGGAUUUUGUGCUUGAUAACAUCUCUGCGAAGGCCAUCAGCGUGGCUUUGGAGGAACGUGUUAUACAGCUCUAUCCACUCCGAGAUCAGCAUGGACGCAGGAUCGUCUACAUGGAAGCAGGAUCCAACUGGAACUGCUCCAAGGUUCCCUUUCCGGAGGUAAUUCGAGCCACACACGCUCUGCUCACGCUGCUGUCGCUGGAACCGCGCACCCAGCUGAACGGAAUCGUCUUCAUUGUAAACUUCGACAGGUUAAGCUUCUCCCAUCUGGGCCAGUUCAAGCCGAAAUUUAUGAACAACGUGCUCGACUACGGCCAACGGUACGCUCCGAUGCGUAUCAAAUCGAUCAAUAUCAUCAACAAUACGACCCUGUUCAACAUUCUGUUCCAGGUCUGUAAACCCUUUCUCGGGCAGAAGUGGGGUCAACGGAUUCACUUUCAUGGCAGCAGCAUCGAGGCACUGCAUAACCAAAUUGAACCGCACUGCUUGCCAGCGAAGCUGGGUGGAUGCAUGGAUUUGAUUGACUACGAGGGUAGGGUGCUGGUGGAAUUUUUGGAACAGUUUCAGGAUAAAUUCGACGAACUCAACUGUUAUGGGUACAGACAGAAGGACAAAUGAUAGUUGAACGAAAGCUGUUCAGUAUUUACAGAUACAUCAAAAUUUAAAUAAUCAUGAAUGUUAUUCACAACAGAUGAAUAAACAGCGUUAAAAAA
This is a messenger RNA of Wyeomyia smithii (pitcher-plant mosquito), 1114 nucleotides long. RefSeq names its product retinaldehyde-binding protein 1-like. The transcript is spliced from 6 exons. NCBI's taxonomy places the organism in Eukaryota, Metazoa, Arthropoda, Insecta, Diptera, Culicidae. Gene Ontology annotation, cellular component: membrane. Gene Ontology annotation, molecular function: phosphatidylinositol bisphosphate binding. The record is from RefSeq and is a predicted model, not a curated record. Bases 96 to 1019 code for a protein of 307 amino acids.